Molecule: messenger RNA, 1020 nt
Organism: Punctularia strigosozonata HHB-11173 SS5
Lineage: Eukaryota; Fungi; Basidiomycota; Agaricomycetes; Corticiales; Punctulariaceae
Exons: 1
Coding region: 1-1020 (339 amino acids)
Source: RefSeq, a predicted model, not a curated record
AUGAGCCGCCAACGCAGUCGUGCUCAGCGCAGCCUUCCACCUCCUCACCCACCUUUCUCCAGCCCCAAGCAAGAGCCACCAAUGCAGUCUCCCUGGGCGCAGCCUUCCCACCAGCCUCCCGCCUCUUGCCCACCUCCGCCCAACACCGAGCUCGAGCCGCAAACACGGUCAGACUUGGCUUCCUCUCCCGCCCUCCUUCCUAUAGCAUCGAGCGCGAGCCGCCAACGUGGUCGCGCUCAGCGUUGCCUCCCAACCUCUGGCCCCCCUUCGCCCAAUGCCGAACGCGAGCCACCAACGCGGUUGCGUCUGGUGUUGCCUCCUACACUUGCACCCCCCCUUCGCCCAAUGCCAAACACAGUCGCGUUUGGCGUCGUCUCCCACCCUCGCGGCCCCCCUUCGACCAGCCCCAAGUGCGAGCCGCCAAUGCGGUCACACUCGGGUUCGCCUCCCGCACUUGGGGUCACCUCUCGCACUCACGCCCUGCCCCGCCCGCCUUCGACCAACCCCAAGCCCGAGCCACCAACGCGGUUGGGCUCGGCGUCGCAUCCCACCCCCCCGCGCCCACCUCUGACCAGCCUCUUGCCUGCCUCUUGCCCGCCUUCUCACCCGCCUCCCCACAUCUCGCCGCCUUCUCACGUCUCUCUCCCCACAUCUUGCCUGCCUCUCCGCCUCCCCACCUCUUGCCGCCUUCUCGCCAGUCUCCCCACCUCUCUCCGGCCUCUCACCCGCCUUCUCGUCUGCCUCCCCGCCUCUCUCUGGUCUCUUGCCCGCCUCCCCACCUCUUGCCCGCCUUCUCACCCGCCUCCCCGCAUCUCGCCGCCUUCUCACAUCUCUCUCCCCACAUCUCGCCCGCCUUCUUGCCCACCUCCCCGCCCCUCUCCGGCCUCCGUUCAACGCCGUGCUCCUGCCUCCCCGCCUCUCCCCCGCCUCUCUCCCAGCCCUGAGCCCGAGCCGCCAACACGGUCGCGCUCGGUGUUGCCUCCCUCCUUUACGCCACCUCCGCCCAGCACGAGCCGGUAA